CGCUCGGCGCGGCCCCGGCCCUUGCCCUCCGCCCCCCGCGCUGCCCCCGCCAUGGACCCCAGCGGCAUCAUCGAGGCCCUGCGCGGCACCAUGGACCCGGCGCUGCGCGAAGCCGCCGAGCGACAGCUCAACGAGGCUCAUAAAUCAGUGAACUUUGUUUCAACUCUGCUUCAGAUCACUAUGUCCGAGCAACUGGAUUUACCAGUGAGACAAGCAGGGGUUAUCUACUUGAAAAAUAUGAUAACCCAGUAUUGGCCGGACCGUGAAAGUGCUCCAGGAGAGAUCCCACCUUACUCCAUCCCCGAAGAAGACAGACACUGUAUCCGUGAGAACAUCGUAGAAGCCAUUAUCCACUCUCCUGAGCUCAUCAGAGUACAGCUUACUACUUGCAUUCACCACAUUAUCAAGUAUGAUUAUCCAAGUCGCUGGACUGCGGUUGUGGAGAAAAUUGGAUUUUAUCUCCAGUCUGACAAUAGUGCUUGUUGGCUUGGAAUUCUUCUCUGUCUUUACCAACUUGUGAAAAACUAUGAGUACAAGAAACCAGAAGAGCGGAGUCCCUUGAUAGCUGCAAUGCAACAUUUUCUGCCAGUCCUGAAGGACAGCUUCAUUCAGCUCUUGAAUGAUCCAUCAGACCAGUCUGUCCUCAUCCAGAAGCAGAUCUUCAAAAUAUUUUAUGCCCUUGUCCAGUACACAUUACCUUUGGAGUUGAUAAAUCAGCAAAACCUGACUGAGUGGAUAGAAAUCUUGAAGACUGUUGUCGAUAGGGAUGUACCAGCUGAAACCCUUCAGGUUGAUGAAGAUGAUAGACCUGAGUUGCCUUGGUGGAAAUGCAAGAAGUGGGCUUUGCAUAUCUUAGCUAGGCUCUUUGAGAGGUAUGGAAGCCCUGGUAAUGUUUCCAAGGAGUACAAUGAGUUUGCUGAAGUUUUCCUGAAGGCCUUCGCUGUUGGUGUUCAGCAAGUGUUGCUGAAGGUGCUGUAUCAAUACAAGGAAAAGCAGUACAUGGCUCCUAGAGUUCUGCAGCAAACGCUCAAUUACAUCAAUCAAGGAGUGUCUCAUGCUGUCACCUGGAAGAAUCUGAAACCUCAUAUUCAAGGAAUCAUCCAGGAUGUUAUUUUCCCAUUGAUGUGCUAUACAGAUGCUGAUGAAGAGCUCUGGCAGGAAGAUCCAUAUGAAUAUAUCCGCAUGAAAUUUGAUGUAUUUGAAGACUUCAUUUCUCCAACAACUGCUGCUCAGACAUUAUUGUUUACAUCAUGUAGUAAAAGGAAAGAGGUCCUGCAGAAGACAAUGGGCUUUUGUUAUCAAAUCCUUACGGAGCCAAAUGCUGAUCCUCGAAAGAAAGAUGGUGCUUUACAUAUGAUUGGUUCUUUGGCUGAAAUUCUCUAAAAGAAAAAGAUCUAUAAGGAUCAGAUGGAAUAUAUGUUGCAGAAUCAUGUGUUCCCUCUCUUCAGCAGUGAGCUGGGUUACAUGAGAGCACGGGCAUGCUGGGUUCUUCAUUAUUUCUGUGAAGUCAAAUUUAAAAGUGACCAGAAUCUCCAGACAGCCUUAGAACUCACGCGACGGUGUCUGAUAGAUGAUAGGGAAAUGCCUGUGAAAGUGGAAGCUGCCAUAGCUCUUCAAGUUCUCAUCAGUAAUCAAGAGAAAGCUAAAGAAUAUAUUACUCCAUUCAUUAGACCUGUAAUGCAAGCUUUGCUUCAUAUUAUAAGAGAGACUGAAAAUGAUGAUCUUACUAAUGUGAUUCAGAAGAUGAUCUGUGAAUAUAGUGAAGAAGUUACCCCAAUUGCAGUAGAAAUGACACAGCAUUUGGCAAUGACAUUCAACCAGGUGAUCCAGACUGGUCCAGAUGAAGAGGGCAGUGAUGACAAAGCAGUGACAGCAAUGGGAAUUUUGAAUACUAUUGAUACACUUCUCAGUGUAGUUGAAGAUCACAAGGAAAUUACCCAGCAGUUGGAAGGGAUUUGUUUGCAAGUGAUUGGAACAGUUUUGCAGCAGCAUGUAUUAGAAUUCUACGAGGAGAUCUUUUCCUUGGCUCAUAGUCUGACCUGCCAACAGGUUUCUGCACAAAUGUGGCAGCUUCUUCCUCUUGUGUUUGAAGUCUUCCAGCAGGAUGGUUUUGAUUAUUUUACUGAUAUGAUGCCUCUCUUGCAUAAUUAUGUUACUGUUGAUACAGAUACACUUCUGUCAGACACAAAAUAUCUUGAAAUGAUCUACAGUAUGUGCAAGAAGGUCCUGACAGGAGUUGCUGGAGAAGAUGCAGAAUGUCAUGCAGCAAAGCUGUUAGAAGUAAUUAUUCUUCAGUGUAAAGGGCGUGGCAUUGAUCAGUGCAUACCCCUGUUUGUGGAAGCUGCCUUGGAGAGACUGACCAGAGAAGUGAAAACCAGUGAACUGCGAACCAUGUGCCUCCAGGUUGCCAUAGCUGCUUUGUAUUACAAUCCUCAUUUACUAUUAAACACGUUGGAAAAUCUUCGUUUCCCCAAUAAUGUGGAGCCUGUCACCAAUCACUUCAUAACUCAGUGGCUUAAUGAUGUGGACUGUUUCCUGGGACUUCAUGACAGAAAGAUGUGUGUGCUUGGCUUGUGUGCUCUUAUUGAUCUGGAGCAAAUACCACAGGUUUUAAAUCAAGUUGCUGGGCAGAUCCUGCCAGCUUUUAUCCUUUUAUUUAAUGGAUUGAAACGAGCGUAUGCCUGUCACGCAGAGCAUGAAAAUGACAGUGAUGAUGAUGAUGAAGCUGAAGAAGAUGAGGAAACAGAGGAGCUGGGCAGUGAUGAAGAUGACAUCGAUGAAGAUGGUCAAGAAUAUCUAGAAAUUUUAGCAAAACAGGCAGGUGAAGAUGGAGAUGAUGAAGACUGGGAAGAAGAUGAUGCUGAAGAGACUGCUUUGGAAGGCUAUUCCACAAUUAUUGAUGAUGAAGACAACCCUAUUGAUGAAUAUCAAAUAUUUAAAAACAUUUUUCAGACAAUUCAGAACCGUAACCCUGUGUGGUACCAGGCUUUGACACAGGGCCUUAAUGAAGAGCAAAGGAAGCAGCUGCAGGACAUAGCGACCCUGGCAGAUCAGCGGCGGGCAGCACACGAAUCCAAAAUGAUUGAAAAGCAUGGAGGAUACAAAUUCAAUGCUCCAGUUGUGCCAACUUCAUUUAAUUUUGGAGGCCCUGCCCCAGGAAUGAAUUGAAUUAUCACUUUUCCUGCUACUGUGUGAUUGUAGUGAAGAGCUUGUGUUCCUCCCAAUAGUGGUUCCAGAACUGGUUCAUGUUAUCUACAACUCACUCUAAACUAAUUUAUAAAUAGAUUGGACAAAAGCCCCAGAAGUGGGACCUGAUUAUACGACCUGAUACUGGAAAGCAAACCAGAGGUUUUUUUGAAGAUAGGAAGAAUCUGAAUUUAAAGCUUCAAAUGACACACUUUGGAGAUCGGAAAUCAAGAGGGGAUGUCAUGAAGGCAGCUUUUUUUUUUUUUUCUGAGGAAAAUAAACUAGACAUGGGCUGCAGGACUAUUUAAAAUGUCUCAUUUACAGUACAAGCUAGAAGGCAGACUUAAUUUUUACACCUGUGGCAGUAUGAGUAUUUGCCCAGUUUCUUUCCCUUCUAUCCCUACUCUACUGGGUGUCUAUUCUUUUAAUGUAAAUAAGAUAAGGUAAUCAGAUAGCCUUACUUAAUCUUCAUCAUUUCCAUUUAUCAAGAUUGUUCAUAUGUAGAAUAUUGGACACUUAAUGUAGCACUACAUAACUGAUAAAUCUGUAAAUGAAUUAGCACUUUCAUAUUGAAACAAGCCUGCUAGCCUAUGUACAAAAAUAGCAAAAUGUUUGCUGUUUAUAAAAAUAAAAAAAUAAGGGAUGUAUUGGGGAAAAUAAUUUCAAGUUAUUAAUUUAAAAUGAACUAGCAGUUUUGUACCUGGUGACUUUGUGGUGCAGUCACCUCUGGUUGUGACUUGAAUUCGGAUAUGUAAAAAGGGGUUAGUGAUAUUUCAUUGCUGCUAAAGAAAAAAUAGCAACACCCUUCGUGUCCUUUGUUUUUUUUAAAGAUCUCACUGUACAAGCUAGAAAAUUGAACAAAUGUGUACUGUAAGCACAAAGAAAAGUUAUCCUCUCUAAAGCAGGUAAAAGAGAUGUGAAGUUGAGGUCAAUUGAAGGAUAUGGGUGAAACAUACACAUAUGCAAUCUGUUAAAAAUAACAGUGUCAUUGGCUGAUUUGGGCUAUGGUAUAAAAAUGCAAUUUUUCCCCUCCAGUUGUGCAAAUUUUUCUUUUUCCAGCUCAUGGUAGUGCAGGUGCACUACUCCUGCAUUUCAUUCCCCCUCUUUUUGCACUUGCAGCAUUAGUGUGUGCUGUUGUCUGCCUGAUCCAGACAGUGUAUUUGAAGUUUUGCCAAUCUUUCAGUUUUGAAGCCACAAUUUUCUUCCUUCAAAGUUGCUAUAGUAACUAGUAUUUUAGCUAGAGAGGCAAAAUACAGUUCCCUCUGGGACCACUAUCAAAACCACUGUAUGAAGAAGCCAGCAGGGAGAGGCUGUGAAUGGGUUGGCUUAAAUGCCCCCUUUUUCUUUUUUAGAAGCAAAAUCCAUUGGCGUUUGAUCUUGCCUUGAGAUCAUUGGUGUCAGGUCUUUUAAAUCAAAUGUUUGGGUUGUUUUUUUUUUUUUCUUUAGGCUGUUUUUAUAUAAAAAUGUCACCUGCUGUUACAAUUGAUAUUAAACAAGCUACCUUAAUUUAAUGUAAGCCUCCGAAAUUUAAAUACAGGUUAAAAAUAAACUGAGUUUUUAUCUGUAAAAAUGAAAUGCACAUAUAUAUAUAUUAUGAUACUCGAAAUGCAGUCUUCAGAAAAUUGGUCUGUGUGGUGUGGUUUUUUGCAUCAGCAGAGUAGCAGGAUUUGGUGGUGCUUUGGGGUGUCCUUGCUGAGCUGCCCAGCCUCACACUCUGCCUUCCAGUGGUGCUGGCACUUCCCAGACAGCAGGAGGGGUUUUCCAACCUCUCCACUCUUUCCCCACACAUGGGGCCAAGGUGGGACACGGAGCCCUACCCCAGUACCAAAGGGAUACUUGGAAUGCAAAGCACCUGAGGUGAAAAAGCCUAAGUAAUGAAGCCUUGGAUGGGACUAUCCAUCCUGGUGGUGGUGUGAGAGCCAGGGUCGUUCCUGAGCGUGUUUAGGUGAUGCACAGAGGAGACCUUACCUGGGGCUUUGUGACUGUAACUCAUGGCAUGUCCAGGUGUGCUCUGGCCCCCAGGGAAUCUCUAGACAGGGUUUUAUUUUUGUAGAAAAAGCUGACUGACGUACUUCCAGCAUUCCUUGGGAGCACCCAGUUUGACAAAUCAUUUCUGAACAUCUGCUUGUUUGGUAUCUGCUUACCUUCGUAUACAUCCCAAAAAUAUAUGAGAACCUUUGAGGACAGAUGAGUCAUUUUGGGCCUCGUGGCAGAAGAUGUGACAGCAGCAGUGAGAAGGCUUCAUGUAUAAAACAGAUGACAAAAAAAAUAGGGGGAAAUCACCAAUUUCAGUGCCGUUGUCAGUUCUGGAACAAUUCUAUUUUUCAAGUCACAAAUCAAGGGAAGAAUUUUAUCUUGGUGUGAGGAAUACAGUCUUACUUAAGGGUGCUUUUAUGUGUCACUAGACUGGUUAGCAAGGAGCAUCUUUUUUAAGAAUGGAUCUAGAACUUUGCUUUCCUUUGCUCCAAGAAAUGUAUUUAUAUAAAUUGCAAAACAAUUUUGCAUUGUUGUUGGUGGUGAUAGCGCAUUUUGUGAUGCAAUAUAUCAAUUUCAGUGAUACACUUAUGUCAAAUUAAAAACUGAACUUCCUCCUAGAACUUGCACUUAUCCAUUCCAUUUUCAAGGAUAAUGCAACUCUAAAGGAAGAGCUGGGAAAUUUAAAGCCUCUGUUUUUUUCUAUUAUGGAAGAUCUCCUUGGAUUAAUAAACAUCUAAAGCAAAUCCUUA
Messenger RNA from Catharus ustulatus (Swainson's thrush), 5912 nucleotides. RefSeq names its product importin 7 (gene IPO7). Gene Ontology annotation, cellular component: nuclear envelope; cytosol. Gene Ontology annotation, biological process: protein import into nucleus. NCBI's taxonomy places the organism in Eukaryota, Metazoa, Chordata, Aves, Passeriformes, Turdidae. Gene Ontology annotation, molecular function: small GTPase binding. The record is from RefSeq and is a predicted model, not a curated record. The transcript has 26 exons.